GGCUGAUUGGGUGGAGCUGACCGACCGGACCAACCAGCGCGAUUGAGUCUGGAGCUUCCACCUUCUGGUAUUUGCUAGAGCUUGCUUCGCAUUCCGCGUCACGCCCCGUACCGCCGCGCCAGCUCAAGUCAGACAUGUCAGAUUCAGAACCAUCGGGUCGUCCUACGGAUGCCUCCAUAUCGCGCGCGCUUCAAGGCGUCGUAAAGGCCCUCUUCGAUGAGGGUAAAGUGGAGGAACUAACAGUCAAACGCGUCCGGACGCGCGCCGAGGCCGAUUUGGGAUUGUCCGCAGGAUUCUUCAAGGACGACCAGAAGUGGAAGCAGAAAAGUCAUGAUAUAAUCCAUGCAGCCGUGAGUAAAUUCGACGAGCAAAGUCCCGAACCAGCUCCUACCCCCAAGAAGGCCGCGAAACCCAAAGCCAAACCUGCGCCGGCGCCCAAAAAGUCCAAGCCAUCCACCGAAUCUCCGAGAGGUGUCAAGAGAAAGGCAGCAGCGCCUGUGAAGAAGGUUGUGAAGAAGAAAAAGACGGUGGUGUCAGACGACGAAUCUGAAGAGGCGCUUUCAGAAGCUCCCUCGGAUUCAGAGGACACCUCACCCAAGAAGUCAAUUCGGCGCACAAAAGUUGUUGCAGAAGAUUCAGAGGAGGAGGAUGGUAUACCCAAAAGUAAGGCGAAACCAGGAAAACAAGAGGAGAGCGAUGAAGAACCCCCUGUAGCCAAGGAAUCAAACGCCAUACCUGACGAUGUGUCCGAGAGUGAAAUGUCGAGUCUUAUAGACGAAUCUCCCAAGAAGAAGAAGAGCAAGGCACCGGAGAAAAAGGCCGCCAAGGGAUCCAAAGGAAAAGACUCCAAAGCUGCGAAACCACGAGCCAAAGCGGCAAAAGAGGAAGGUCCCGAUGAGGCAGAGAUAAAGAGGCUACAAAGCUGGCUCGUAAAAUGUGGUAUUCGCAAGGUAUGGUCUAAGGAACUGUCGAAGUGCGAUACCAGUCGAGAAAAGAUCAAACAUCUGAAAGCCAUGCUGUCAGAUGCUGGAAUGGAAGGUAAAUACUCCAACGAGAAGGCAGCCAAGAUCAAAGAAGACCGAGAGUUCGCCAAGGAUCUCGAAGAUAUCCAGAUGGGCGAGCAGUCUUGGGGACAAGCAGCAGACUCUGGAACCGGGGGUCGGCCGCGGCGGCGAGCAGCUCAAGCGGCCAAACCCAUCGUCAUACAACGUCAAAUCGACAGCGAUGAUGAUGAUGAUGUUGAAGAUGACCAGGACGAGAGUGAAGACGAUAGCAGCGGUAAUGAUGCGGACAGUGGAAAAGAUGAUAGCGAUGGAUCUGGUGGGUCUGAUUCUGAUAUCGGUGACGAUUCUGACUAGCAAUAAUUCUGUAUCCAUCAUACCCCGCAUACCCAUAGGAGAUAAUCUACCAUAAUACCCAUUGCUUCUGCGAGCAGAUUCAUCAGUAAGAUGUUUCGAGGUUCUCGCUUCCGCGGGCAA
Molecule: messenger RNA, 1478 nt
Organism: Aaosphaeria arxii CBS 175.79
Lineage: Eukaryota; Fungi; Ascomycota; Dothideomycetes; Pleosporales
Exons: 2
Coding region: 135-1358 (407 amino acids)
Cellular component (GO): nucleus
Source: RefSeq, a predicted model, not a curated record